AUUAUAAAGAAUCUAAAAUUCAUUGUUUUGGAACACACGAUUGAUGUCAUCUUUAUUUUGUUUAUGAUUAAUCAUCCUUUAUUAUAUUACUGAAGUUCACGCGAGAGAUUGUAAUGAUAUGUAAUAAAAAAUUCGUAUCCUCUAAGGAGUUGAAUUUCGAAUUGAAUUUCAUUGAGAUUGUAGCUUAUUUGUUCACUGACUGUUUCGAGUAUGAUGAAAUGUAACCUGCCGAAAAAUUGGGUUGUACGAAGUUCAAAAUCACGUCCUGAUAGAAUAUAUUAUUUUAAUGUCAAAACAAACCAAUCAUCUUGGGAGAUGCCGACGAAUGGUCGAACAGAACAAGUUGAAAAGAAAUUAGUCCAGUCUCCUAAAAAACAUAAACAGUCAUAUAAUAUGAAAUCACAAAAGGAUAACGAUAAUCAAGUAAAGUCAAUUGCUUCAGAGCAUACUGUGUCUGGAAAAGAAACUUCAGAAAGGGAAAUACUUGUUGCUAAGUGUAAACAAAUGCAAAACAAAGUCAAUGAGGGAAAAGAAACGCCACAGAUGAAAGCAAUUCGUGAAAAGAUACUGAAGAGAAAAGAAGAAAUUGCUCUCAAAGUUUCUAAGAGUCCUAAAUCAACUAAGGAUGUUUCAAGAUCUUCAUCUUCAACACUUAAUAAAACUAAUCCGUUAGUGCAAAAAGCUAAUAGUCACACAGAUUCUAGAAAAUCUUGUACACCCCAAAUGCAGAUAUUGUUAGAAAAAAUGCAGGAAAGGAUACCAAAAAGUCCUAUAAUAAAAAAAACAGAGGAAGAUAGAAGCAAUAAUCAAGGGAAGUCAAUUAAAACACGAUUAAGAAAUCAAACUGUAUCCAAGCAAAAAGCUGUUUCUUCGGGUAACACAAGUCAGAAAGAAGUACAAAAGAGUCCAAAAGAAAAAAAUUUUGCAGGCAAAAGGAAGAAUGAACAUGAUCCUGUUGAAGUUAUUCUUGGAGUGCGAAAACAAAAAUCUAUGAAGAAAAAUUUAGCAAAAGAUCGUAUGGAAAGACUGAGAGAAAACCUAAAAAUAAUAUGUGAUGAUGAUAAUUUAAAUAAUAAUAUUUUUACAAACGAUACACCUAUGCCAUGCAUUUACAAAAAUGCAGAAGUUAGAUUGGUGCGUUUGAAGGAGCGACUUGCAAAUAAUAAGAUUUCCACUAAUAAAAAUGUAUGUACUGAUAAACUAGAGGAAACAACAAAAGUAUUGACAGAUCCAGUAACAACUGUAGAUGAUUUAAUAAAGCGGGCCAAUGAUGAUUCUUUGUAUGAAGAAAUGGAUUGGGAACCAUUGGAAGAUGAAAAAAUUACGUUUGAGGUUCAAGCUGUUAGAACAAGACUUUGUACAGAAAACAAUAUGAAUAUAUCCUGCAACGUACCUAGUACUAGUUUGAAAUAUCCUUUGUUAUCAGAACAACAAGAAAAAAAGCACUUGUACAUUGUUGUUGAUACAAACGUAUUUUUAUCAAAUAUUGAUGCUGUUGAAUUGGCAAGAGAAACUAUUUUUAAAACUUAUGAUCAUUCGAUAAUUCUAGUACCAUGGACUGUUAUACGUGAACUUGAUUAUAUUAAGGAUGAUAAUGGCAAAUCAAAAUCAAAAUCAUUAUGUUACAAAGCCAGAAAAGCUAUAAAUUAUAUCAAUAAACUUUUCUCUUCUAAAAAAUCAUACAUAAUUGGUCAAACACCAGAAGAUGUUACAAAAAAUAAAGAAAAAUUUUCUGUUGAUUGCCCAGAUGAUGAAAUUCUACAGGCUUGUUUACAAAUUCGUGAUUUAGGAAAGUCAGCGGUUUUAUUAUCAUAUGAUGUCAAUCUUUGCAAUAAAGCAAUGAUUCAUGAUAUUGUAACGCUUGGAAGAAAUGAUCCCAUUGAAAAAAUCGACUAUCUUAAUGCCACUAAUAUGAAUCAAUCAUUGUCUGUUUCUAAUGAUGAAGAUCAAGAAAGGUUCAGUCUAAGUUCAACAAUUUUAUCUGAGGAAUUACAAUUGUCAAAUGAAAUAUAUGAGGACAUAAAAAGUGUUAUAAGAGACUUUUUAACAGUGAUAGUUAGUAAAGAAAUGGGUGCAUUAUAUGGAGCAUCUUGGGAAAAAUAUGUUAUUCUAAAACCACCUUGGACAGUUGAGACUGUUUUACAGUGUGCUGUAAAACAUUGGAUAGCUGCUGUAAGUGAAUCAUUUAGGCGAGAAGCAGAAGUUAUUUUGAAAGAAUUGUUGCAGAUAUUUAAAGAUAGAUCUGAUCAAAAAACUUUGAAGGAAGAUAGUUAUAUUUUAGAUAAGUGUAAUGAUUUGGUACAAAUGGUUAACAUAGAUAAAUAUAAAGAUUUAGUAUUACGAAUUUCUCAAAAAAUUAAUGAGUUAAAAGACAAAUGUCGUGGAUAUGAAUGUCAAAUAAAUGAUUACAAAUUAUGCAAUGCAAUUGGAGUUGAAAACAAUAUUGAGGGACAAGAACAUAGGGCACAAAAAGCUUUUCAGUAUUUUGAAGCAGCAUAUAUCUUUGCUCGCGAUAUGGCUGGUAUGGCAGCUGAAGCGAUGGGGAUGCCUUGUAGUUUUCACUACAACAUUCCUAAUCCAAUUCCGAAUAUGUGCUUUGUAAAACAAAUACAACCGGAACUAGCAACGAACGUGAAUCAAUUAUUAUGCAGUCUAAGCGCUGUCAUAGAACAAGUUAGAAAUUCUAAUGUGGACUAUCGAACAUUGAUAAAUUUACAUCAGAUACUAAUAACGUUUCUACCUGAAACUGCACCAAUGACACUGAAAUUAAUUGAUAUCGAUAUAGAGCCUCUUGAUGUAUAUUGUUGCGUAAAGCGAAAGGAAGAUGUACUGAAUAGAGGUUUACGUCAGCUCCAGGAACUUAAUACCCAUUUUUGCAGACUAGCAAGCUGUCAGUGUACAUAAAUAGAUAUAUAUAUACACAUACAUAUAUAUAUAUAUAUACAUAUGUAUCUAACAUAUAGAUGUAUAUUGACCAAAAUCCUUUUGAAUUUAGUUACAUACAUUUUUUAUAAUGUUCAAUAAUACUUGAGAUAUUAUAUGCAACAUAAUCGUAAUGUUAUUUGUAUGAUGAUAUUUUUUUUUACAGAAAGUAUUAACAUCUUAAAUAUUUUUAUUAACGAUUCUGUAUAAUACAAGAAAUAACUUUUGGAAAAUGUGAAAAAUAAAAAUGCAUAGCCAGAAUAAUAAUAAGUAUUGAAUAAUGUUCCCUGGCAAUCUUUAGUAAAAUAAUUUAACAAUGCUCUAGCGAUCGAGCAUUACCUUUGUAAAAAGGUAACUAAUUUCUGUAUAGUUUUGGAAAUCCUUCUAAAGGUGGUUGUAACCAGUUUUCUUUCGAAUAAGAGGUAUGCUGCGUUUCGAUUACAUGAAAUGUGUAAGCAUGCCUCGAUUUGUCGUUUUUAUUUGGGUAUGAGAAAUGUACCACUUGUCCAUGGAUGAGAAUGCAGGUUCCUUUACUAACUGGUACUGGUCGAAAAUUACUAAGUUGAUAACAAGGUGCAGCUCUGUCGUAGAUCAACAGUUCCUUGGAAUCUGGAUCUUUGUUUCUUACGUAACGCCGAUGAACGCCACUUUUAUGAGAACCUGGCGCGAUCCAUAGGCAUCCAUUUUCUUGAGUAGCGUCUUCCAAAGCGAUCCAGAAACCAAUUAGCUUCACUGGGUCGGUGUACAAAUAUGUUGCAUCUUGGUGCAUCAUUACUAUUACAAAAUCGAUUUACAUUCAAUUAGCGCAGAAUAAAUUAAUUUAUUUAAC
Frieseomelitta varia is the source of this 3751-nucleotide messenger RNA. It is a transcript of the gene Swt1, whose product is annotated as transcriptional protein SWT1. Gene Ontology annotation, molecular function: protein binding. Lineage: Eukaryota; Metazoa; Arthropoda; Insecta; Hymenoptera; Apidae. The transcript has 12 exons. The coding region runs from base 211 to 2904 and encodes 897 amino acids. Gene Ontology annotation, cellular component: nucleus. The record is from RefSeq and is a predicted model, not a curated record.